Argentina anserina (silverweed cinquefoil) is the source of this 2788-nucleotide messenger RNA. RefSeq names its product probable inactive purple acid phosphatase 27. Bases 624 to 2492 code for a protein of 622 amino acids. The record is from RefSeq and is a predicted model, not a curated record. Gene Ontology annotation, molecular function: acid phosphatase activity; metal ion binding. The transcript is spliced from 12 exons. Lineage: Eukaryota; Viridiplantae; Streptophyta; Magnoliopsida; Rosales; Rosaceae.
UGGGUACGCCAGUGUUCACAUUUCGUGUGCUUAUACUAAUUUGGAUACGCAAAAACACCAUUUGGUAGAUCAUUGCUAGCUUAUACUGCAAGGUUAUAUACUAUGACUGAGUAAGAAGUUUGGUAUAAAUUUUGUCACGUAAGCUCUAAAGGGAGUAAAGGCAAUCAAUGGGCGUAUGACUAUGUUUAUAGAAUAAUAUAAAACUUUGGAUCAGAAAUAAGGAAGAAAGUUUAGGAUACAACUUCUUGGAAGAUUGCCUCAAAUACAAUAUUGGGGAUAUAUUGGCACUUGUGUAUUUGAGUAUCUUACUUGGUACAAGGCUCAACAAGAAAGUCAACAGCACACCAUCUUAGGUCCAUUCUUUUGUUCACUUUUAAUGAAGGAACUUAUCCAGAAGCAUCAAUAUGAAGAAGCAAUACGUAAACUUCUGAUCCCCAUGGAAAGAAGUAUUCCUCUUUGGUUUGAAAAAGAAAGAAGAAGCCGUGGACAUUAGUAUAUUACACAAGUAUGGAAGGGAGUUCUGGCUGAGACAACAAUGCUAUAAUCUUCAUUGGGGAUUGCUCAAUUUUUGGACAGCGUCAAACUCAUUAGGAGAAUAGGAGCUAGCCUUCCACAAAGCACAAAUGGAGGGCUCAAGCUUCUUGUCCCUGAAAGUUUCUCUGAUACUGCUUUCCUGCUUGCUGCAUUGCACAGUAGCUCAUAGUCAGAACACACAUGGAGGUGAUGGGGUACAACCACUUUCCAAGAUUCAAAUCCACAGAGCUGUUUAUGAGCUUCAUGAAAAUGCUUCCCUCAAAGCAUAUCCUGCGCUUCUCGGUCUGAAGGGGGAAGAUUCUGAGUGGGUAACUGUGAAAGUUGAUAGUCCUAAUCCUUCUGGAGAUGACUGGUUGGCAGUUUUUUCACCUGCAAAUUUUAACUCAUCGACUUGUCCAUCUACAGACUCCAGACAACAGGCUCCAUACAUAUGCUCAGCUCCCAUAAAGUACAUGUUUGCCAAUGAUUCCAGUGCUGAUUAUACAAAUACCGGCAAAGGAUUAUUCAAACUUCAACUGAUCAAUCAGAGAGAAGAUUUUUCAUUCGCAUUGUUCUCAGGCGGCCUAUCAAAUCCAAAAUUGGUGGCAGUUUCUAAUGCUGUAAGUUUCCUGAAUCCCAAGGCACCCCUUUACCCACGUCUUGCUCAAGGAAAGCAAUGGGAUGAAAUGACAGUAACCUGGACAAGUGGCUAUAACAUUGAUGAAGCUGUACCUUUUGUUGAAUGGGGUCUAAAGGGAGAGGCUCAAACCCGAUCGCCUGCAGGAACAUUAACUUUUACUCGAGAGACCAUGUGCGGUCCACCAGCACGAACUGUUGGCUGGCGAGAUCCUGGUUUCAUCCACACUAGUUUCUUAAAAGACCUUUGGCCAAAUUCAUUGUACACUUACAAGCUCGGUCAUAGGUCAUCUAAUGGUUCCUAUAUUUGGAGCAAGUCUUACUCUUUCAAGUCAUCACCAUAUCCUGGCCAGGACUCAUUACAGCGGGUAGUUAUAUUUGGAGACAUGGGAAAGGCUGAGCGCGAUGGUUCAAAUGAAUACAGUAAUUAUCAGCCGGGUUCACUCAAUACCACUGAUCAACUUAUCAAAGACCUAAAUAACAUUGACAUAGUUUUCCACAUUGGAGACAUUUCAUAUGCCAAUGGAUACAUCUCACAGUGGGACCAGUUCACAUCACAGGUCGAACCCAUAGCAUCAACAGUACCAUAUAUGAUUGCAAGUGGCAAUCAUGAAAGGGAUACACCAGGGACUGGAUCCUUCUAUAAUGGUAAUGACGCAGGUGGUGAAUGUGGUGUGCUAGCUGAGACUAUGUUUUAUGUUCCUGCUGAGAACCGAGCUAAGUUCUGGUACUCAACAGAUUAUGGCAUGUUCCACUUCUGUGUAGCUGACACUGAACAUGACUGGAGGGAAGGAACUGAGCAGUACAAAUUUAUUGAGAAAUGCCUUGCAUCAGUUGACAGGCAGAAACAGCCUUGGCUGAUAUUCGUUGCUCAUCGUGUUCUUGGUUAUUCCUCUGAAUUAUAUUAUGGGUUGGAUGGUUCGUUUGAAGAGCCAAUGGGUAGGGAAAGCCUGCAAAAGCUGUGGCAAAAGUACAAGGUGGACAUUGCUUUCUAUGGCCAUGUCCAUAACUACGAAAGAAUAUGCCCCAUUUACCAGAAUCAAUGUGUAAACUCGGAAAAAUCCCAUUAUUCCGGUACUGUGAAUGGGACAAUCCACAUUGUUGUUGGAGGUGGAGGCAGUCACUUAUCAGAAUACAGCCCGGUGCAGACUAGUUGGAGCCUUCACAAAGAUCAGGACUUUGGCUUCGUAAAACUCACAGCAUUCAACCACUCAUCACUUCUCAUGGAGUACAAGAAGAGCAGUGAUGGUAACGUCUAUGAUUACUUCACAAUCUCAAGGGACUACAGGGAUGUCUUGGCAUGCGUGCACGACGGUUGUGAGCCAACUACCUUAGCUACGUAAUGAAAUAUAUCAUUGUACACUCUUUUCUGAUCAAACAGUGGAUAUAUUACUUGUGACUUGACAAGAAAUUAGCGACUGGGAAAGUAAGUUAUAUAUACAAUCAAUUCAAAUUUAGAGUUUCUGUAGCAUUUUCGUAACAUUUCAUAGAGUUUCAUAGAAUUUUGCAAGAUUACGCACAAUUAGUAAUAUUUUGUAAAGUAAAACUAACUUAGGAUUUUUAGACCCUUUCACUAUUUGAUUAGAUUCUUUAUGGGUUUUGAUUGUAAUAUUUUGUAGAAUUUUGUACUAUUUCGUAG